AUGGCAAGCUCAAACCACCACCACCACAACCAACCUCACAAUUCAUACCCCAACAGCGCAGCCAGCCAGUCCCAAACACCAAUAUCCCCCCCGGGCCUGAACGGCGGCGGCGGUGGUGGUGAGGACGGGGACAAGCCCCGGCUGACAAAGGAGCAGAAAAAGACUAAUCACAUCCAGUCUGGUAUGUUCUCCUCUCUCUUUCUCUUUCUCUCCCCCCCGACUUUUUUGCUGACGGGAGGGGGGAAAACAGAACAAAAACGGCGGCUUGCUAUUCGCCAGGCGUAUGAUGAUUUGUGCACGCAGGUUCCUGGGCUGGAGGGGCAGGCGAGGUCAGAGGGGGUGGUGCUGAAUGGGGUUGUGGGUUAUGUCAGGAAGCUGAUGCUGGAGAGGCAGAGGAUGAUUGCCGAAUGUGAGACUAGGGGGUUGGAGGUUCCGGCUGGGGUGAGGGAGGGGUUGGCGAACAUGCCGGUUGGGUUUUUGGACGAGGGGGAAGGGGGGAGGGAUGGGAGUGGGAGUGUUAGUCCUGGGAAGGGGAGUCAAGGGGGGAGGGAGUGA
Podospora anserina S mat+ is the source of this 555-nucleotide messenger RNA. RefSeq lists its product as uncharacterized. Gene Ontology annotation, biological process: regulation of transcription by RNA polymerase II. Lineage: Eukaryota; Fungi; Ascomycota; Sordariomycetes; Sordariales; Podosporaceae. The record is from RefSeq and is a predicted model, not a curated record. The transcript has a single exon. The coding region runs from base 1 to 555 and encodes 184 amino acids. Gene Ontology annotation, molecular function: DNA-binding transcription factor activity, RNA polymerase II-specific; RNA polymerase II cis-regulatory region sequence-specific DNA binding; protein dimerization activity.